Molecule: messenger RNA, 975 nt
Organism: Metarhizium brunneum ARSEF 3297
Lineage: Eukaryota; Fungi; Ascomycota; Sordariomycetes; Hypocreales; Clavicipitaceae
Biological process (GO): negative regulation of G2/M transition of mitotic cell cycle
Cellular component (GO): cell division site
Molecular function (GO): protein binding
Source: RefSeq, a predicted model, not a curated record
AUGGGUCUCCUCGACAAGCUGAAGAAGAAGGACCAGUCCGACGACAAUGCGGACUCGGCAGGGGAGGAGGGCGGGCGCAGGCUGGACGCCGCCGAGUUCACAUUUAUUCGCACAGAUACCGCCGGCCAGGAAAUCAUUCGACCCCCCAACGACGGCCAGGACCAGAAGAACCUGCUCUCGCCCAAGACUUCGGUGCGCUCGUCGCCCCGCCGGAGCCUCGACGUCUUUCGAUCAAGUCGAUCGCGCAGCGAGUCCGUCUCCUCGCAGACGAGCCACUCUUCGAGACGGCGCCUCUCGGAGCGACUGCACCUGAGCAGGCCGGCCGAGCCCUCCGAGAAUGUCCCCGGGAACCUGCCCGCGAUCACGCGCUCCGACCCGGCCGAUCAGUCGCAGUGGGAGCGGCGGGCGACGAUGCUGGCGGGACAGAAUGAGCUUGCACGCGCAAGGCCCGCGUCGCCUGACCCCUCCGAGGGCAUGUCACGGAUGAGCCUGGCGCCUGGGAGCACCGGAAGGAAGCGGAGCGCCAGCUCGUCCAAGGCCAUAGAUGACGAUAUCCAGGAAGCGAUCCGGUUACACGAGGAGGGGGACUUGGAGAAGUCGACCAAGAUAUUCGGACGGCUGGCCGAUCCGCAGGGGCCGAAUAACCCGCUGAGCCAGGUGCUGUACGGGCUUGCGUUGCGACACGGAUGGGGCUGCGAUCCUGACCCGGAAAAUGCCAUCACGUAUCUCACCGCGGCGGCGUCCAACUCGGCCGCCAUCGAGCAGCUUGCCCUUGAGGCGGGCAUGAAGAAGGGCGGCGCCGCCAAGGGGGAGUUGGUCAUGGCGAUAUUCGAACUCGGCAACUGCUUCCGCUACGGCUGGGGCAUCAAGAAGGACUCUGUUGCUGCGAGGCAGUACUACGAAACAGCAGCAAACCUCGGAGAUAGUGGCAAGUUUCGCCGCAGCACUCACUCCCAGGGCCAAUCGGUACACUAA